Messenger RNA from Plasmodium gonderi, 216 nucleotides. RefSeq names its product ATP synthase epsilon chain, mitochondrial. Gene Ontology annotation, cellular component: mitochondrial inner membrane. The record is from RefSeq and is a predicted model, not a curated record. Gene Ontology annotation, biological process: proton motive force-driven mitochondrial ATP synthesis. Gene Ontology annotation, molecular function: proton-transporting ATP synthase activity, rotational mechanism. Lineage: Eukaryota; Apicomplexa; Aconoidasida; Haemosporida; Plasmodiidae. The transcript is spliced from 3 exons. The coding region runs from base 1 to 216 and encodes 71 amino acids.
AUGUGGAAAGCGGCAAAUGUUACUUAUACAAGAUAUGCCUCAGAGAUGGCGGACAUUUUAAGGAAGUGCUUGAAAGAUCCCUAUUCUGAGAUAGCCUUGGAAAGAAGUAAAAUGCAUAUUAGAGAAACAAUAUACAAAGACGGAAAACCAAUUAGUCAAGAUCUCCAUGAAGAGUUCCAAAAAGCUUUCAAAAGUUUAAGCAAUAAUAAGGAAUGA